Messenger RNA from Haliotis rubra (blacklip abalone), 741 nucleotides. RefSeq names its product snaclec mamushigin subunit alpha-like. The record is from RefSeq and is a predicted model, not a curated record. Lineage: Eukaryota; Metazoa; Mollusca; Gastropoda; Lepetellida; Haliotidae. The transcript is spliced from 3 exons. The coding region runs from base 18 to 617 and encodes 199 amino acids.
UGUAUGUGACCAUCCUUAUGCACAACCUUGUGUCUCCUGACCUUCACCCCGAAACCUCGUUGUCAGCCGGACACUGUGUGAACACCUGCUUCUACAACCUGACAUGCGCAUCAGUGUUCUAUGACCGCAGCCGGAAGCUGUGUUACCAGAGUAACACCUGUUUUAAUGACAGAGUACGAACACUAAAAAGCCAACCUGGAGUUACUUACUACAUAUUCCACAGAGCUGAUUGUCCAGACGGAUGGGUAUACCACAAACCAACGAAUAAAUGUUUCUAUCUUUUCGAAGAACUGAAGAAGAACAUUGAUGCUAAAAACGCUUGUUUGGGUCUGAGCGGCAGGUUGUUUAAUAUCUACUCGGCAGCACAGAAUGGCCUAGUGUACACUAUGGUCAAACGAAGAGGGAAAGACAUUUGGAUCGGAAUCACCGCUGGUGGCGAUGUCUUGAAAUGUCACAAAGGGCAGGCGCCAGUCUUCUUCUACUGGUCUGAUCCUCCAGGAACCUACAACUGUGUGGUGUUUAACUCUGGUACCAAGAAAUGGUUAAGAGUAAAAUGUGGAGACCUUUACUCUUAUAUGUGCGAGAUUGUUGUACCUGAAAACUGUAACCACGCGUAAAAUCUUUAUACUACUAACCGGACUCUCCUUCAACAAUCGAACUGCAAAGCUGUCGACGAAGGACAGUAUAACCAACUAGAAUAUCACAGUAUCAAGAAUUAAAACUUGCAUCUAUUUCUAAAAU